CUAAGCCACUAACUACUUCGUUAGCUUGCUAAGUGAAGUCUUUGAAAAGGCUACAUAAAAGCUAAAUUACACAUUUUUUAAUGGUGUAGCUAAACUGCUGAGAUUUCGUUGACGUUAUUAUUACAUUAUGGAUGUUUUGCGUCCACAACUUAUAAAUAUAAAUGGGAGGAAAUAUCGAAGAAACAUCAUUAAAGAAGAGCAUUAUGAGGAGGAGGAGGAUUUCUCCUACAUGGGACCACCAGAGAGCGAGGAGCUUGCAGAAGAUGAAACCUGUGAUACACACAUAAUUGAACAGACUGAUAAAGGAUUUCGCUGUGCCAUUGAUGUCCCAAGUGUCCUGUACAAAUACAUCAUAGGGAAAAAAGGAGAAACACGCAGACGUCUGGAGUCUGACACAAAGACAUCUAUCAACAUCCCAAAACAAGGCAUAGAAGGACAGAUUGUUAUCACAGGUCCCCACAAAGCCGCGGUCUCCUCUGCAGUCACACGAAUUGAGGUCCUCAUUGAGAGUUUCCGGAGAAAGCAACCCUUUACACACUUCCUGUCAAUUCCUCUAAAUGACCCCAAAAUUCAAGAGGGAUUCCUGAAAUUUAAAGAUGACGUCAUGCAGCAGUGUUCACAGGACCACAGAGUUGAGGAAAGCAUCUUUCAGAACCCUGCAAAGCUUCACCUGACAGUCGGCACCCUGGUUCUAUUAAAUGACAUAGAAGUGAGAAAAGUGUGUGAGCAUCUUCAGGACUGUCAAAACUUCAUCAGGGACAUCACAGAAGGAAAGCCCCUGCCUUUGGAGGUGACAGGUAUAGAGUAUAUGAAUGAUGACCCAGCCAUGGUGGAUGUCUUAUAUGCCAAAGUCAAUGUGAAAGACAGAACUGACAAGCUGCAGGUGAUUGCAGACCGGCUGGUAGAGCACUUUGUUUCAGCAGGGCUGAUGGUCAGAGAGUGGGACAGAGUCAAGCUGCACGGCACUGUGAUGAACACACUGUUCAGAAAGGACUCCACAGUUGAAGACACGGGCGGCCAAGGAAGACAACCUACGAGCGCAAGAGAGGCAUUUGAUGCCAGGAACAUAUUAAAGACAUUUGGUGCUUAUCGUUUCGGAGAGUUUGAGCUGAAUACUGUCUUGCUGUCCCAGAGAUAUUCGACAGACUGCACAGGCUACUACACCUCUGCUGGAAGCAUCAACUUCUCUUGAGGUCAUCGAUGAGCAUGGCAGCGGGAUGAGAAGUGCUCAGUGUGGCCGGCUGAUGAAGAAACUCUCUGAUGUCAGUAAAAGACGGUUUCCUUCAGAUUUGGACAAGCUGAACAUGAAUGGACUUAAUAUCAAAGUGCCAUAGCAUAUUUACUCAAUGUUUUUGCUGAAUUAAAACAGAAAAAUUGACACUUGUUUCUGUUGUGUUUGGCAGAAAUAAAUAAAUGUGUAAAGCAGCCAUCCCUUAGACUGUUAAAAUGAAUUAUUGUGCCAGAAAUUCCUGAAGCGAUCCUCACAGAGUUGCCAUAUGAGGAUAUGUACAGCCACGAUAAACAGCAACGCUGUUGUAAGACAGCAAAGGGAUGUGCUGUGUUUAUUGUUGAACACAGCAAACAUUCACAGAUAAGCAACAAUUCAAAUUUUGCUGCACAGUCUUGUCUGGUGUUAUUCAAAUGAAGCUUUUCUACCCUCAACUCCUUUUGUGUAAACUGAUUGCGCUCGGUGAACAGGAUAGAUAAGUUUUAUCAACAUCUGCCUGGAGAG
Scomber scombrus (Atlantic mackerel) is the source of this 1732-nucleotide messenger RNA. It is a transcript of the gene ascc1, whose product is annotated as activating signal cointegrator 1 complex subunit 1. Gene Ontology annotation, cellular component: nucleus. The transcript is spliced from 10 exons. Gene Ontology annotation, biological process: regulation of DNA-templated transcription; DNA alkylation repair. The record is from RefSeq and is a predicted model, not a curated record. Gene Ontology annotation, molecular function: RNA binding. NCBI's taxonomy places the organism in Eukaryota, Metazoa, Chordata, Actinopteri, Scombriformes, Scombridae. The coding region runs from base 128 to 1192 and encodes 354 amino acids.